AUGUCAAUACCUGUUGGUCCAACUGCAAGCACCGUGGUGACACUUCAUUGUUUACCAAUUCGAGAAUAUUUGAGUUACGGUAAUAUUAAAUCAAUUGUUCGAGGUUUUGUGACAGAAUAUGAAACACCAAAAAUAGUCACUAUUCACUCGAUAUCAAUUGCACUAAUGUGUCGUCUUAUUCAAAUAUUAAUUUUAUGUUAUGGUGUUGCAUAUCUAAUGAUUUAUAAAAAAGGUUAUCAAGAAACAGAUACAUCUAUCAUUAGUUCAAUUACUUUAAAAGUCAAAGGAAUUGGUUAUAAUCAAUCAUCGAAAAAUCAAACGUUAGUCAUUGAUGGAGCUGAUUAUAUUGUACCACCUCAGGAAAAUAAUGCGUUGUUUAUUAUGACUAAUUUUAUUCGGACAGAUCAAGAACAUAAACGAUGUCCAGGUAAAUAA
Didymodactylos carnosus is the source of this 435-nucleotide messenger RNA. Lineage: Eukaryota; Metazoa; Rotifera; Eurotatoria; Philodinida; Philodinidae. The record is from the annotation of a GenBank genome assembly.